GGCUAUAAAAGACAAGCUGAGGGAGCAUUGAGACCACAAGCUUCUACAAGCCUGACUAACCAGAACCCAUCUCACCAUGAAGACUUUCGUGCUCCUGUGUCUGUGCGUGGCCGCGGCCAGCGCCGCCCUGGCUCCCCUCAGGAAGGUGAACCAGCACAUCCCCAACAGAUACAUCAUCAAGCUCAAGGAGGGCUCCAACUUGGAUGAGUUUGUUGACCGUCUUGAGACCCGCACCAGGGGCCUGAACAUCCCCGUCGCUGUCAUGAAGAAGUUCCGUAAGGUCAUGAACGCCUUCGUGGCUAGCAUCCCAGACAGGUUCAUUGAUUCUAUCCGUAGCUUCGAUGGCGUUGAGUACGUCGAGGAGGAUGGUGUCGUCAAGACCCAGGCCGUUACUUGGGGUCUUGACCGUGUGGAUCAGCGUUACCUUCCCCUGGAUGGCUCCUUCAAUCCCGCUGGAACCGGCGCUGGUGUUAACGUGUACGUGGUCGACACCGGUGUCAACCCAUCUCACUGGGAGUUUGGCGGCCGUGCCGUGGCCUGGUAUGAUGCUCUCGGUGGAUCAGGUACUGACUGCAACGGUCACGGAACUCACUGUGCCGGUACCGUGGGCAGCAGGAGCUACGGUGUAGCCACCAGCGCCAGCCUGUACGGUGUCCGUGUGCUCAGCUGUAUCGGAUUCGGCUCCAACAGUGGUGUUGUCGACGGUAUUGACCAGGUUGGUCUGAACGGCCAGCUGCCCGCUGUAGUCUCCAUGUCCCUGGGUGGUGGUGCUUCCACUGCUACCGAUGGCGCCGUCCAGAACCUGAUCAACCUCGGCUUCACCGUGUCUGCGGCCGCCGGUAACGAGAACGUGGAUGCUUGCAACUCCUCCCCCGCUAGAGUCUCUGACGCCAUCACCGUGGGUGCCACUGACAGCAGCGAUGCCCGUGCUUCCUUCUCCAACUACGGUACCUGUGUGGACAUCUUCGCUCCAGGUGUGGACAUCACCUCCACCUGGUACACCACCAACUGGGGCACCAACACCAUCAGUGGUACCUCCAUGGCCUGUCCACACGUCUCUGGUGCUGCUGCCGUUAUGCUUGGUAACAACCGCAGCUUGAGCCCAGCCGCCCUGAAGUCCUCCAUGCUGGCUAGCGCCACCUCCAACGUGGUGUCCAACCCUGGCUGGGGCUCCCCCAACAAGAUGCUGUACAUCGGCAACUAAAUAGGUAUUACCGGAAGGGUGAGAUUGGCGUGACGCACUACUUCUUGUGAUCAAAAAAGUGGGAUUAAAGUUUGAAAUUUCCUGAUUAAAGAAUUAUUUUCCUAUCUCUGGAUGCCAAGUAUAAUUAUAGCUGCCAUAUUUUUGAAUAAAUAAUUCAACAAAUGAAAGGAUGAAAUAAAUAUUGAUGUAUUAAAAGUAAACCA
Patiria miniata (bat star) is the source of this 1407-nucleotide messenger RNA. RefSeq names its product aqualysin-1-like. Gene Ontology annotation, biological process: proteolysis. Gene Ontology annotation, molecular function: serine-type endopeptidase activity. The record is from RefSeq and is a predicted model, not a curated record. The transcript has 9 exons. NCBI's taxonomy places the organism in Eukaryota, Metazoa, Echinodermata, Asteroidea, Valvatida, Asterinidae. The coding region runs from base 77 to 1204 and encodes 375 amino acids.